AUGUCCAACAAUGUCGCCCACAUUGCCACACGCGUCUCUACCGUCGAUGGUGCCCCCGAUCCUUACGAUCAUGAGAUCUCUUUAAUCGAUGCCACUACAUCCUCAGACCAAGCAGACCAAAGAUCAGCUUCUCCAAGUCCAAGUUGGCGACAACUAGCAAAAAAACCUACAAAAUCUUCUCUGAAAGACCACCUUGUACGGAGAAAAUAUGCAAAAUGGCAAGAAGAUCGUCUGUCCUCCAAGACAAGCAGUAUUGUGACUGAGGAUGAUGGCACAAAGCCAUCCACCGACACUGCCACGGCUUCAGCUCCAAAGAACGGACAAUCUCCGCCGGAAACUCGAGCAGAAACCCAAACUGUUGAUUUCGCACAGGGCGAAUCUACCGCCCGAGGUCGACAGAAGUCGGUUCGCAAAUCUCCAGGAUCAAAGAAGCACAAAGAUCGUGUCUACGAGUACGAUAUUCUUUACGAGAAUCAACGUGGUGCCUUCUUCUGUGGUAUCCCUCUUUACUCACAUUCCUCACUUAUGCCAAUCGAUCCAAGCCCGUGGGUGAACAAGGACUACAAAGACUCGCCCGUCAAUAUCACUAAUGCUCAAGUCCCAGACCCUAGCUGGGAAUGGACCUGGAAAUCUUGGUACGUGGAUAUGAGUCACGACGUUGACGAAGAAGGCUGGCAAUACUCGUUUGCUUUUGGUCGAAAAUUCGCCUGGCACGGAACCCAUCCCUGGUUUCAUUCUUUUGUGAGACAACGCCGUUGGUUGAGGAAAAGAUCAAAGAAGGACCCUGAUCAUGGUACGCGCAGGCCUGGUUCAUUGGGUGCUGCUCAUCACUUAACUGGUGAUUAUUUCACCAUUCAUUCCAAGAGAGAUCGGAGCCCAGUAAGUGCGGUCGAUGGGCCAGGUAAAACCGCCCGACCCACUAGCUACAUGAGCUUUCAAAGUACUCUCGACUUGGAGCAGCCACCUGAAGAUGUCAAGGACAUUGCCAGUCUACUCAAAGCUCUCCGCUUCGCCACAAUUGACCGAGAGAAGGUAGAAGUGGUCAAGAAAUUCGUGGAUCAGGGUGGAGAAGAACUCGCAUACCUCAAGGAUCAUAUUCAAGACAUCAUGUCCUUUCUUGUCUUCCAGAACUCAAGGCGACAACUGUUGUCCUUUCUCAAGGAGACCGCGAAUGAAGCUCGCCAGCAUCGUCAGAAACACAAAGACGAUGACAAACCCGAGGACGAUACAGAAAGUCGAAGAAUUGAUAAUCUCCUGGCAGCUGUUGAAGCUGCCAAUGCCCAGAUUUCCGGAUUGGAAUACUGGAGUGACAGAAAGGAUAUUUUAAAGACCGUGGAUGAUGAGAGCAUGGCAAUUCAAGCUAUUUCGACAAUUUUUGACGAGCCUGCUCCAAAACCGCGGCCCGAUGACGAUCCGGUCAAGGAGAUUCGAGGCAUAUCAUCAGAUGCAGAGAUUAAACCAGAAAAAUCUCCCAUGCGCGUCAAAGUUUUUCAACAGCUCAAUCAAAAUAAGGAGCAGAAAGAAGAAAAGGUCGAUAAGGGGAAAGAACGAGAACAUGACAGUGAAGAUGAUCAGGUUGAGGAUAACUCGGAUUUACGAUUGAGGGUGGACCAGGUAUUGAUUCCUGAGAAAGACUAG
Molecule: messenger RNA, 1638 nt
Organism: Exophiala bonariae
Lineage: Eukaryota; Fungi; Ascomycota; Eurotiomycetes; Chaetothyriales; Herpotrichiellaceae
Exons: 1
Coding region: 1-1638 (545 amino acids)
Source: RefSeq, a predicted model, not a curated record